Molecule: messenger RNA, 1815 nt
Organism: Mauremys reevesii (Reeves's turtle)
Lineage: Eukaryota; Metazoa; Chordata; Testudines; Geoemydidae
Product: sodium-dependent neutral amino acid transporter B(0)AT3-like
Exons: 12
Coding region: 1-1815 (604 amino acids)
Biological process (GO): sodium ion transmembrane transport
Cellular component (GO): plasma membrane
Source: RefSeq, a predicted model, not a curated record
AUGUCAAAUACUCAGUCAUUGGAUAUCCCUGAAGUUCUUAAAGAAGAUGACAGACCAAAGUGGGACAAUAAAUUCCAGUAUAUUUUAAGCUGUGUUGGAUUUGCAGUAGGCCUGGGAAAUGUGUGGAGAUUUCCAUACUUGUGUCAAAUAUAUGGAGGAGGGGCAUUCUUGAUCCCAUACGUCAUAGCACUUAUCUUUGAAGGAAUCCCAUUGUUUCAUCUUGAACUAGCCAUAGGACAGCGCUUGAGAAAAGGCAGCAUUGGUGUCUGGAAUACCAUCUCACCUUACUUUGGAGGAGUUGGUAUUGCUUCAUUGAUGGUGUCGUUCAUCGUGAGUUUAUAUUAUAACACCAUUUUAGCCUGGGUGAUGUGGUAUUUCAUUAACUCAUUCCAAGAGCCCCUUCCUUGGAGCGCUUGCCCACUAAAUGGGAACAGAACAGGAUACAUUGAAGAAUGCCAUGAAAGUACUGCAGUAAAUUACUUCUGGUACAGGAAAGCUUUAAACAUAGGCUCUGAUAUCACUGACAGUGGCAACUUACAAUGGUGGUUAGUUUUGUGCUUGGCCAUUUGCUGGGCAAUUGUGUACGUAUGUACCAUUCGAGGAAUUGAAUCGACAGGAAAGGCUAUUUAUGUAACAGCCAUAUUUCCUUAUCUGGUCCUAACUAUAUUCCUUAUUCGUGGACUCACUCUACCAGGAGCCACUGAAGGUUUAGUUUACUUCUUCACUCCUAAUAUGAACAUUCUCAAAAACCCCCGUGUAUGGCUUGAUGCAGCCACCCAGAUAUUUUUUUCUCUCUCCUUGGCUUUUGGAGGACUUAUAGCAUUCUCAAGCUACAACUCACCAAAAAAUGACUGUGAGAAGGAUGCUGUGACAAUAGCAAUUGUAAACAGUAUGACAUCACUGUAUGCCUCCAUCCCAAUUUUUUCUAUUUUGGGGUUUAAGGCAACCACUCGUUACUGGGACUGCCUGGACAGGAACAUUAUCGGUAUCAUCAAUGAAUUUGAUCUUCCGGACCAAAGCAUCAUGAGAGACAACUAUACAAUCUGGUUUGGAUUCCUGAAUACAACCCAUCCAAAAAAAAUCGCUAGUCUCAAAUUGAGAAGUUGUGACCUUCAAGAAUUUCUUGAGCAGAGUGCAUCUGGAACUGGUCUUGCCUUUAUUGUUUUCACUGAAGCAAUUAUUCUGAUGCCUGGCUCACAGGGCUGGGCUGUCCUGUUUUUUGUAAUGCUGUUCAGCUUAGGUCUUUCGUCUAUGUUUGGAAACAUUGAGGGAAUUUUGACUCCUCUCUUGGAGCUUCAUGUUGUAUCUAAAUCUGUACCUAAGGAAGUUCUAUCAGGUGUAAUAUGCCUGGUCUCCUUUGUGACAGCUCUAUGUUUUACCCUGAGGUCUGGCAGUUACUGGCUUGAAGUUUUUGACAGUUAUGCGGGUUCCUUGCCUUUGCUAAUCAUCGCUUUCUUUGAAGUGACUGGUGUUGUCUAUGUUUAUGGAAUUAAAAGGUUCAGUGAUGAUGUGAAAUGGAUGACAGGACGACAACCAAACUUCUACUGGCAGGUGUCAUGGAGAAUUAUUAGCCCUCUGCUGAUGCUUACAGUCUUUAUUGCCUUUGUUACCCUUCAGACACAGAAGCAACCAAGCUAUGGAGCCUGGAAUCCUAAAUAUAAAGAUUUUCCCAUGAAGGAGGAGAAAGACUAUCCAGCUUGGAUACUGGCCAUUUGUGUGCUGUUGGUAGUCCUCCCUUGUAUAUUCAUACCUAUGGUAGCAUUUUAUCAUCUGAUCAAAAGAGUGCUAGGAAGGAGAAAGAAGGAAGGAACCUAG